AGAUAGCGGUGUUUCAGCACCGGGGCCCGGGGCGGGGGGAGAAGGUAAGCUCGGGAGAACUUGUGGGAACUCGUCCGAAACUGCGCAGGGAGGAGGGCGAAGAGGAGACGGAGGAGGGGGGCUGCCUGGGAGGGACCGGCACGGAGACGGCUUGAACGAUACUACUCCACAGCUGUUGUUUGUCGGUGUUAAAUUGGACUAAAACCCGUGAAACGAGCAGUGAAGUUGACUGACAGCAAGAGGAGGAGUGUCAGCGCAUACUUCAGCCAGCUGAAGGUGUUUGGUGGUCGGAGAGACAUGGACUCAUUGAAGAAGGAGCUGGAGGAGGAGCUGAAGCUCAGUACUGACGACCCGACGAGCCAUGCAUGGUACCACGGACCGCUGAGCCGAGAGGCUGCAGAGUCUCUGUUUGAGAAGGAUGGAGACUUCCUGGUCCGAGACUCGGGCUCUGCCCCCGGCAACUACGUUUUGAGCUGCUUUUGGAAGGACGGGCCCAUGCACUUUAAGAUCAUACGAGUGAUCCUUCGUCCCAAAAAGGGCUACUCUCGGGAGCUGUUCCAGUUUGAGGAGGACCGCUUUGACAAUGUACCCGCUUUGAUCCGAUUCUAUGUGGGUGGGCGUCGGCCCAUCUCCCAGGCCUCAGGCGCUGUGAUUUUUCACCCAAUCACACGGACCCUUCCUCUGCGUGUCAUCAUCGACCGACAUGCGGAGCCCACAAGCGGCGGCAGCAGCAGUAGAGGUGCAGCGAGAGAAAAACACAGUGAAGCCAACAAAAGGCGCAGCUUCAGCUCUGCACACAACGAAACACUGCAGCUCAUCAAUCCGCUGCUAAGGAGUGGAAGUCAGCCCGCUAACUUGGAGAACGUUGGACGCAGGCCUUCACUUCAGUCUGCACAAUCAGACAGCAACCUACAAACUGGGGUUCAACAGAACACUCAGCCGGAGGGCAUCGGCCCCACGCCCAUCUCCCCGGUGUUUCGCACAGGCAGCGAGCCCCUGCUGAGCCCCCGACCACGACACACACGCCCUGCCUUUCCAGGUGGUGGUGUAACUUUGCGAGGUUCAGAUGGACAGCUGCACACGAGAGCUCCUCCUAAACCUCUCAGGGUCUCUGUUCUCUUCCCCAACGCCAUCCCUCCCCCACCCACAGUCCGGAACGUUGACCCCUCUUCUUUCUACGAUGAGCUGGUCGUCCAGGUGCCACAGUCCCAACAGAAAGGCCAUGUGGACCGACUGCGCGCAGAGGAGAAGUGGCAGAGCCGCGCCCGCCUCACAGAGACUUCCUUUGGCUUUCUGGAGGCACAGAAGAGCGAAGAAUCACAGCUGCCGUUGCUGCCGCAAAAGAAGACGGCAGGGGAAGUGGAGGACUGGCAUUUUGAAAAGCCACAUGUGGAGUCAGUGUCGUGUUUCCAGUUGGACAAGUUUGAGUCGCUGCUCUUGCCGGAGAACAACCGACCUCUAGAGCCCGGCGUCCUCAUGGCGCUCAAAGAGCACUUCAACCGCGCAAGCGCCGACACCACCGCUCUGCACAUGCUCAGUGUCGACUGCCAGGUUGCACGCAUCGUUGGGGUGACCGAGGAGCAGAAGACGAGUAUGGGAGUGGGAUCAGGGCUGGAGCUCGUCACUUUGCCACAUGGACACCAGUUAAGACAGGAUUUGUUAGAAAGGCAUCAUCUAAUAGCAAUGGGAGUCGCAGUGGACAUCCUGGGCUGCACAGGAACUGUGAGCCAGAGGGCAACCGUUUUACAUAAAUUAAUCUUAUUGGCUCAGGCCCUGAAAGAACACGCCCACAACCUCUACUCCUUCUCAGCCGUGAUGAAGGCUCUGGAGAUGCCUCAGAUAAUGCGACUGGAGAUGACGUGGCGAGCGCUGAGGAGGAACCACACAGAGACUGCAGUUUUAUUUGAGAAGAAACUCAAACCCUUCAUGAACUUGCUCAACGACGGAGACGACUCCGUAGUCCACGGUCCCAUAGCCGUGCCACACCUGGUUCCUCUACUGAUGGCGAUGGAGGGCGACGACCCGGUGGAGAACAGUGAGCGAGGCUGUCAGCUUCUCUACGAUGUCCUCCAAUCAGCUCGCAGUGCCGCGCUGCAUGCACAAGAUUAUCAGCAGCACGCACGCACUCUGCUCACAGGAAGCUGGAAACCAGUCCCUGAGCUGCUGGAGGCUUUCCGGACAGAGUUCGCCCUGCGGCUGUUCUGGGGUCAGUCGGGGGCAGCAGCCGACAGAGAGGAGCGCUACGAGAAGUUUGACAAGAUUCUUUGUGUCCUCUCAGAUAAACUGGAACCCGUGGAGCUCACCCCUCAACUACCUGACCCUCUAACCUGAGCCACAGGAGUGAAAGGUGGAGUCAGCACUUUCUCCACUAGAAGAAAGAUGAAAUGUUUUCAGUUUAGCCUCGGCGAGUUGCGGUAGCCAAGGCACAGAGAUCCCACAGACAUAAAUAAAAGGUUAUUUUUGAGACGUGAGAGACUUUGAAGCUCGUCAAGUGACGACAUAACUUAUACAAUAAUGAAUUAUGUCUGGAAUACAUGACCCCUGGCAGUCCUUCACUGUGAAACGGGCUGUGUGGGAUUCAGGAAAUCUGGAAUCGUUUACCCAAAAACUAGAAUCUCUGUUUACAAAUGUGCAUUUCUGAUACUCAGACACUGUUUUAUUAAUCCACACCACUCGUUUAAUACUUGAGAUUCCAAAGAACCAACAUGAUUAAACCUGAUUUAGUUCCCUUUGUAUAUUACCUGCUGCUGUGAGGGACCACACGGGAAACGGUUUUUCAUUUCAGUGUUUCUAAAGCAAUAAAUGUAUUUGUCUAAUUUGUUUGCAUGAACUUCAUAAAUGACACUGUACAGA
This is a messenger RNA of Cottoperca gobio, 2853 nucleotides long. RefSeq names its product SH2 domain containing 3A (gene sh2d3a). Gene Ontology annotation, molecular function: guanyl-nucleotide exchange factor activity; phosphotyrosine residue binding. The record is from RefSeq and is a predicted model, not a curated record. Bases 298 to 2331 code for a protein of 677 amino acids. Lineage: Eukaryota; Metazoa; Chordata; Actinopteri; Perciformes; Bovichtidae. Gene Ontology annotation, biological process: positive regulation of peptidyl-serine phosphorylation; small GTPase-mediated signal transduction. The transcript has 15 exons.